CCUCUCCCUUUGUGCCACCAGAUGGUCACCAUGGGCCAGUGCUACUACAACGAGACCAUCGGUUUCUUCUACAACAACAGUGGCAAGGAGCUCAGCUCCCACUGGCGGCCCAAGGAUGUGGUUGUGGUGGCGCUGGGGCUGACAGUCAGCGUGCUGGUGCUGCUGACCAACCUGCUGGUCAUUGCAGCCAUCGCCUCCAACCGCCGCUUCCACCAGCCCAUCUACUACCUGCUCGGCAACCUGGCCGCAGCUGACCUCUUUGCCGGCGUGGCCUACCUUUUCCUCAUGUUCCACACGGGCCCUCGCACUGCCCGGCUCUCACUUGAGGGCUGGUUCCUGCGGCAGGGCCUCCUGGACACGAGCCUGACGGCAUCGGUGGCCACACUGCUGGCCAUCGCCGUGGAGCGGCACCGCAGUGUGAUGGCCGUCCAGCUGCACAGCCGCUUGCCCCGUGGCCGCGUCGUCAUGCUCAUCGUGGGCGUGUGGGUCGCUGCACUGGGCCUGGGGCUGCUGCCCGCCCACUCCUGGCACUGCCUCUGUGCUCUGGACCGCUGCUCACGCAUGGCUCCCCUGCUCAGCCGCUCCUACCUGGCCGUCUGGGCCCUGUCCAGCCUGCUCGUCUUCCUGCUCAUGGUGGCUGUCUACACUCGCAUUUUUUUCUACGUGCGGCGACGGGUGCAGCGCAUGGCGGAGCAUGUCAGCUGCCACCCCCGCUACCGUGAGACCACGCUCAGCCUGGUCAAGACUGUUGUCAUCAUCCUGGGGGCGUUCGUGGUCUGCUGGACGCCAGGCCAGGUGGUGCUGCUCCUGGAUGGUCUGGGCUGCAAGUCUUGCAACGUCCUGGCUGUGGAGAAAUAUUUUCUACUUUUAGCUGAGGCCAACUCACUGGUCAAUGCCGUGGUGUACUCAUGCCGUGAUGCUGAGAUGCGCCGCACCUUCCGCCGCCUCCUCUGCUGUCUGUGCCUCCGCCGGUCCACCCACGAGUCUGCCAGCUACACACCCUCCACCCGGACAGGUGCCAGCACUCACAUCAUGCUUCCUGAAAAUGGCCACCCCCUGAUGGACUCCACCCUUUAGCCAACCUUGGACUUCAGCAGGGUGCAGUAAGCGCCAGAUCACAGCAUCUGACCACUUAUGGAUGCGCCUGGCUCUACCCAAUCUGUGGGAUAGACUUAAAGGCAGAUCCUCGGUCUGGCAUGGCACAGCACCACUGCCAGCCCUACCUAGGCAACAGCUCUGCCUGCCCCAGGGCCUGGGUGUUUGGGGUCAUUUCUAAGCACUCCGGAGAGAGUCAGAUGCAGUGCGGGAAUCUGGCUCUUCAGUCAUCUCAGGUUGUGGGGUUUUUAAAUGGACAUUUUUCUAUUUUUACUGCACAUCCCUGGUAAACUCUGUGAAUGGCUGUCUCGUCCGUGGUGGUAUGGGUGUUAAGGGUGGAAAAGAUGAGGGCUCUCUCAGGCCACGCUGCCCAGUGCAAUAGCAUAACAAGGACGGAACGUGGAUGCACUUAUCUGCCUGAGGCUGAUUCUGUAGGGGCACAGACUGAGGGGUGCUGAGUGUAAGCUGGGAAAUAUUUGUGGCCCCUUGCAGCCUCUGAGGGGUCUUUCCUGUCCCCAUUAGAAUUGAGGGGUUCUAUAGGAAGGGCAUGAUAUAAGGAAUAAACCAUUCUUUUUGCUCUGUCUCCAAAGCAUUUUCUGUCAUCAACUUAGUCUCUGUCCCUGUGUCCCAGAAUUGUCCACCUUGGCUCAGACUGUGCUGGGCUCCUUCAACAUGGCAUCUUCUUGGCUCUGUUCUCGUUCCUCUUUGGUCUCUGCCUGGCUGUUACUCCAUCUCUGUUGUUGGAAUCUUGCAUCCAUUUCCUUUUGUCUCUGUCUCCUCUGCCUGUUCCCCUGCCUCAUCUCACCAGUCACCUGUCUGUUUCUGUCCUCUGGAGCCCAGAAUGGUCUCUGACCCGUGUGAGCCCUCUCUCUCCCGCCUGCCCUUUUGUCUGAGUCUAGGUUGUGAAUAGUCAGGUGUGUCCAUCCCAUUGCCCACCCCACCUCCUACAUACAUAUCUGUGGGCCGAGGGUAGUGGGGUCUAUGAAGCAGGAUGCAGGAUUUGAGAGUUGCCAUUUCUCAAGCUCCUCUGAUGUGCCUGGAACACUGAUAAGCACUUUAGAUGCAUUAUUUAAUCAUCACCUGCAUCUUGUGAAAUAAGUAUUACACUUAUUUUCACGUGAGGACAGUGGUUCAGAGAGGUUGAGAUCUGGCCGACGGUUACACAGCUUUGAAAGGGCACAGAGAUGCAUCAAGGGACAAGAGAGGCCCCUGGGGAAAGGGCUUCAGAUUCCCACAAAGUCCAGGGUUGGUCACAAGCUCAGCCUGGCUUUCCCCACCUCACCCACGGCCCCUCAAGGCCUCAGAUGUGCCAGACCCAUGAUGAGCCCCAUCUCAGAUGCUCAUAGAGGCACCCUGCCAGACACGAUGUAGACCAGGACCUAGAUUCUCUGCUGCUGGCUCACCAGGGAGGAGACAGGGUUAUGUCUCUACUUUAGGUUCACAUGCUGAAUAACAGCUGGAAUUUGAACCCAGUCCUCUCAUCAGA
Ceratotherium simum simum (southern white rhinoceros) is the source of this 2581-nucleotide messenger RNA. The record is from RefSeq and is a predicted model, not a curated record. NCBI's taxonomy places the organism in Eukaryota, Metazoa, Chordata, Mammalia, Perissodactyla, Rhinocerotidae.